Messenger RNA from Cotesia congregata, 309 nucleotides. NCBI's taxonomy places the organism in Eukaryota, Metazoa, Arthropoda, Insecta, Hymenoptera, Braconidae. The record is from the annotation of a GenBank genome assembly.
AUGACUGAAAUUUUACAGGCUCAGGAAGUUGAAGAAACUAUGAAGCGGAUUCAGUCCCACAAGGGUGUCGUAGGUACAAUUGUCGUCAAUUCUGAAGGUAUACCGAUAAAAUCAACGCUUGACAACACGACAACAGUUCAAUAUGCGGGAUUGAUCAGCCAGUUAUCGGACAAAGCUCGCUCUGUGGUGCGUGAUCUAGACCCGACAAACGACCUCACGUUUUUACGUAUCCGCAGCAAGAAGCACGAAGUCAUGGUAGCGCCUGAUAAGGAGUUUAUUCUGAUUGUCGUGCAAAAUCCGGUCGAUUGA